AUGAAUGGAUCCUCUAGAUCCCUUAUUAAAGCACUCAAUAACUUGACUGAUGAUUGGAAAGAUCAUGCUGAUGAAGAAAAAAUAAAUUCAGACUCUUCUGAACUUUUUAAAGUGAUAAGCUUAUUUUACGAAAAACACAAUGAUUUGCAGAGCAUUAAACAAUCGAUAAAUAUUAAUGAUGAAUUAUUCCGUAUUUAUAAUGUUUAUAUUAAACCAGUCUCUAAUUUGCCAAGGGAAAUAUUGUUCUUGGAAAUUUUGACACAGCUUCUGCCAACUUUGAUAGAUAAUGAGAUAAUACUUUGGAUUAAGACAUAUCUUAAACCUGCAGUUGAUAGUGCUGGAUAUGACAUCCAGAUUGUAUUGAAGUCUCGAGACUUUAUUCGUCAAUUAUCUAUGAAAGAAACAUCUUCGGGGGACACUUUGUUAAUAGAAAGGCGUGAUCAAAUAGCAUCAAUUGUCAUGGAUACUAUUAUACAGUUGUAUAUCGGUCAAAAAGAUGAACAAUACGAUGUAAUAGGUUUACAUUUACCAAAAGAAGAAACUGAUAGUCAGCUUUAUUAUGAAAGGAUACGAUACAUGAAAAAAAAUUGUGAAGAUUUACUACACGAAUACGGACUUAAGAAAACGAAAGAAUAUUUUAACUUGAUCAACAAAUAUUUUAAAUCAUCGUCUCAAAGAUUAGAUAUGUUGACCUUAUUGUCAAGGUUGAUUUCUUCUCAUACAUUGCAAGUUUACCAAAUAGUUGAUACAGAUCUUUUUUAUAACCUACUUAGAAGUUUGUUAUAUGACUAUAAUGAGAGCAUUCUUCUUGUUUCAUUAUCAUUACUUGUUAUGCUCAUACCUCAGGUUUGCAAUAAGAUGGCAAAAUCUUUUCCUGACUUGUUGGUAAUUUAUAUUAGGUUAUCAAAUUGGGAGCUGUUUAAUGAACACAUACCUAAUAAAUCUGAUUACUUAGCAAAAUUACUCGAUGAAAACUUGAAAGUUUGGGACUUGGCAGAAAACUACCCUUUGAAAGGUGUCUCGCCUACUAACUCUAAGAUUGAGCUAGAUAUACUGCAUUUAAUUACACUAUUGUACGGACUCUUUCCGUUGAACUUAAGCAAGUUUUGUCAAUCUCCCUUCAAGUUUUUAAUGAACCGUCCUACUGAAAUAUUCAAAAUCAAAUUGCUUAGUUCUAUAAUGGAAAAUAAAGGAUUGCCUUAUGAAAAAAGUUUAGAACUCGCUAUAAUUAAUACCACAAGAGACUUCUUGAGGUCAUUUUCAUUUCAUCCCAACUUUCUUCGAUAUGAUAAGCUCACAUUACAGAAUGAGCUUGAAAACCCUUUAGCUUGGCUCUUUGAUGAAUCAAGCGACAAUGAUCUUCGCUCCGAAGAAAUAUCACUAGAAUGUUUAAGCUUUAAUCCACAUCUAGUCAUUAACGUAUUUAAUAAUCAAGACGACAUGGUCAGAUCAUCCUCGGAUAAAGCUCUAUCAGAAACUAAUGUUGGUUCUAAUAACAGUAAUCUGUUUGGAUUUAUAUAUACGGGAACAGGUGAAUCAAACGCAGGCUCGCUGUCAAAUUCACGUCAUGUAUCACGAAAAUCAUCUUUUGCAGCACCCAUUUAUUUGAACAUGAAGGAUAUAUCGCAAAAAUUACCGAGCUCAUUACAGCAUCUUAAUAAUAAGCAGAUUAUUGAUACAAGAUCCAAUAGCAUUUCUGACAUAAAGUUUAAGGACGUGAAGUUUGAUCAAGGAUUAAUGGAAGAAAAUGAACCAAAUGGAAGUGAAAAUGAACGUGUAUCUCAUGUUAAUGAAACUGCUUCUGAUACUAGCUUCGAUUUAGAUGCUGAUUAUUCACGAGAAUCAAAGAGGCCUGAUCAAUUUAAAUCGAACCAACUGUUGAAUGAUAUGUUUUUGGCCCACGAAAAGCUUUAUAUUCUUUCAACUAAAGCAAGCGACCCUAAAAUUGAUUCAAACAUGCAGGUUAGAGAUCAAUCAAAAAAUCAAAUCCCACCAUCUGAUAAAUUAAAAAUUGAACUACUUCAUAGGCCUGGUACUUCUCCGACUACAUCAUUAGAGACAACUUCUGUUCAUAGAAACUCAAUUUCUGGAACAAUAUCUAGUGUGCCUUCUUCGGAUUCAACUCAAGUACAAGAUUUUAGUAUCACCAAUAAUAAAUUUCAACAUGGGACAGCGCUUGAAUAUUAUCAUAGAGAAUUGCUACUCAUGAAGAAUGAAUUAGAAUUUUCAAAUUAUAUGCGAGAUCUAAACAAAACUCACUAUGUUAAGCUUAAAUUAAAAUUGAACAAGCUUUCAAAACAAUCCUGUUUAUAUAACCAAUCUAUUGAAAACAGGAGUAAUAUAUUGGAAAUCAAUAGUUUGAAGGUAGGUUAUGAUUCCCUUGUCGAAUCUUUAGAGCAAUUAAAAUUACAGUUGGUAGAAUCAGAAUCUAAGUUUAAGAAUGAAAAUUCACUUUUAUUUAAUAAAAUCAAAGACCUUGAAGGCGAAAACAGCCGCUUGAAAACAGACCUAAGCAAUUCUACAAGUGAACAUCAAUUAUUGAGUAACAAUUUACAUCAUUCGAUUCAGGUUGUUUUGCCUGAAAAGGAGGUUGAAGUUAACAGGCUAACAACUAAAUUACAUGAGCUGGAGCGAAUAAACGAUACAUUAAACCAAGAAAUCAGGCAUUUGACGGAAAGAACUAAACUGAAGGAAAUAGAUCAUCUUGAGAAGAUUCAAACUAGCACCGCUUUCAACUUAAGUGAACAAGAAAAGCAAAUUUAUAAUUUGAAAAAUGAUAUCUUGGUACUCAACGAUAAGAAUUUAAAGAUUUCCCAAGAAUUAAUAAAGGCACAGGAUUUGUAUGAUGCAGCAAUAAAAUCUUAUGAAUCUAAACUUUCUUCAUCCAAAAAUGACUUAAGCAAGAACAUAAGCACUUUCACAUCACAAUAUGAAAGACGAAUUCAAGAACUAUCAGCUAUAAUUCUUAAAUAUGAAGGGUUAUUAGAUGAAAAGAAUUCCAGAAUCGCCCUGUUCUCAACAUCUAAGCCUAUUGAGAUCAAUCACGCAAAGGCACUGAAUGAGAUGAAGGCCUACGAAAUGGGCAUUCCACAAUUGACUCGAAAUAAUGUAUCACAAGAAUCUUAUGAACAAGAAUCCAAAGGAAGAGAGCCUACCCCGGUCGAAGGUAUGUAUAACGGCCAGCUUGAUCACCUUCCUCCUCAUCAAAACUAUGCUUCCAAUUCUCACUUCCCACCACAAACUGUUGCAGCACCAAUUGUUAGAGGUAGAGGAGGUAUUCAAAAGAGAUCCAAGAAACACAUGUGA
Debaryomyces fabryi is the source of this 3306-nucleotide messenger RNA. RefSeq lists its product as uncharacterized. The record is from RefSeq and is a predicted model, not a curated record. The transcript has a single exon. NCBI's taxonomy places the organism in Eukaryota, Fungi, Ascomycota, Pichiomycetes, Serinales, Debaryomycetaceae. Gene Ontology annotation, biological process: negative regulation of TOR signaling; regulation of cell cycle. Bases 1 to 3306 code for a protein of 1101 amino acids. Gene Ontology annotation, cellular component: TSC1-TSC2 complex.